Messenger RNA from Centruroides sculpturatus (bark scorpion), 844 nucleotides. Its product is annotated as neprilysin-11-like. Gene Ontology annotation, biological process: protein processing. Gene Ontology annotation, cellular component: plasma membrane. Bases 1 to 570 code for a protein of 189 amino acids. The record is from RefSeq and is a predicted model, not a curated record. Gene Ontology annotation, molecular function: metalloendopeptidase activity. Lineage: Eukaryota; Metazoa; Arthropoda; Arachnida; Scorpiones; Buthidae. The transcript is spliced from 7 exons.
AUGAUAUAUGAAGAAGAUCGACCUAAAUAUAUCAAUUUUGCAAAAGUAGGUUUCCUCUAUGGACGUGAAGUGGAUCGAGGUUUCGGGGAUUUGGGCAUUUUAAGAGAUAAAUAUGGAAAUUUAAAAGACUUAUGGACAGAGAAAUCGAAAGAUGAAGUUAAAAAAAGAUCUCAAUGUUUUAUCGAUCAAUAUAGUUCCUAUCAUUACUAUAAACUGAAUAUAACUCUUGAUGGAGAGGAAACUUUAUCAGACAACAUAGCUGAUAAUGGUGGAAUUCGUCAAGCCUAUUUGGGUUAUCAAAAAUGGGUUAAAGAUAACGGAAAAGAAAAAUCCCUUCCAGGUCUACAAAAAUACAGUCACAAACAAUUAUUCUUUAUAUCAUUUGCUCAGUCGUUGUGUAGCAACGGUCAACAUUUAUUAGAAAAGAUUAAAGCAUUUGAAGGCACGAAAAGUACUACAUUUCAAUCCAGGGUAAUUGGUAGUUUGUCAAACAUGAAAGAGUUUUCUGAAGUUUUCAAUUGCAAACCAGGAUCUGAAAUGAAUCCCGAAAAUAAAUGCGUCCUGUGGUAAAAGUAUAGCACCAAAUCAGAAAAGAUUUUAAAUAUAUUAUUUUGUACCUUCUUAUAAGAAAUUGUCAUUUAAUAUAUUUUGUAUACGAAUAUCCACCGACGUUUCCUAAGUUGUAUUUCCUUUGCCAUAUUUUUCAGAAAAUAAUAUUUAUACAGAAAACGUUGUCGAAAAAAUGUAAUGUUUUAUUUUUACGAACUGUGUUUCAAAUGUAUGGUAAAGUCACGUAUAUGUUAUAUAUACAGUCGAAGUAAAACAGUAAAUCACUCCAAUUUAA